GUCUGUUGUGUGAGCCGAAGCUCCCUCUCGGUCACAGCGGGCAGAGGCUGUUCCCUGCAGCGCAGAGAAGGAGAGCGCGCACAGGCUUGUCACUGAGGAGGAACAAGGAGCUCUUUACUCAUUUUUCAAAAUCUUCAUUGAGUGUGGACGAGCAAGUUGUGGUGAAAACUCUCCCUGCGUGGCUCAUGCUCCCAUGUCGCGGUGUGUGUCUGGCAACGGGUGGGAUGAAUUUGGACAGAGUCGCAGAGGCCGUGAGAGCACCGCAGCCCCGAGACGUGGGCCCCGCGUUUCAUUUACCGAGAACUUCCAACAGCAGCCGAGAAACUUUAGAGAACUCAAGCAGCGAGUCUUCAGACACAGAGCUGGCAGAGAAGGAGAGGAGCGCUGAACAAAGGAGCGAUGACGGGAAUGCGGACGAUCCCAAGAAGAAGAAGCAGAGGCGGCAGCGGACUCACUUUACCAGCCAGCAGCUGCAGGAGCUUGAAGCAACUUUCCAGAGGAACCGCUACCCGGACAUGAGCACCAGGGAGGAAAUAGCCGUGUGGACGAACCUGACCGAGGCCAGAGUCCGGGUCUGGUUCAAAAACCGGCGGGCCAAAUGGAGGAAGCGCGAGCGGAACCAGCAGAUGGACCUGUGCAAGAACAGCUACCUGCCGCAGUUCAGCGGCCUCAUGCAGCCCUACGACGACAUGUAUCCGGCCUACACCUACAACAACUGGACCAACAAAGGCCUCACCCCCGCGCCCCUCUCCACCAAGAACUUCACCUUCUUCAACUCCAUGAGCCCCCUCACCUCGCAGUCCAUGUUCUCCGCUCCGAACUCCAUCUCCUCCAUGACUAUGGCGUCCGGGAUGGGACACUCAGCCGUGCCUGGUAUGCCCACCCCGGGCCUCAACAACAUCAGCAACCUGAACGGGAUCGGCACUUCCGGGAUCAACUCUGCUAUGUCGUCCUCCGCGUGUCCGUACGGGCCUCCCGGCUCCCCGUACAGCGUUUACCGGGACACAUGCAACUCGAGCCUGGCCACGCUCAGACUCAAAUCCAAACAGCACCCGACCUUUGGAUACAGCGGCCUGCAGAGUCCGGGAUCGAGCCUGAACGCGUGUCAGUACAACAGCUGACGGGCCGGCUGUAAUUCAACAGAUCUGAAUAAAUCUAUGUGAGACACGGACACGUGACAGAGCUCAAGGCGACCUGCGGAUUGGGGAAAGAUUCAGAGACAACGAACUGGAUCAGUUGCAAACAUCUUAAAUGGAUUAUGCGGGUUUUAUGUGUUUACCAGUGAACUUGCACAGCAAUUCAAAUGUCCAGAUUUUUGGAUUUUCUAAUGAUGAAGACGUGUUACAUUGCUGCAUUGUAAAUAUAUAAUGUAAAUAUAUACAGGCUUAAUGGGAUGUUUUUUUGCUCUUUAUGUGCUUGCUUACUUUUGAAGACCAGCCCGGAAGGAGGGGGCGGGGCAUCCCUCGACCAAAUCAAUGAUUAAAAAAUAUAAUUGUCGAGCAUAUCACGAAUCCAGACUCAUAGGAGGAAAAAAUAUUUAGUCCAUUCUGUAAAUGUGUUAUAUUGCUUCUGUGUGCUUUCUAUUUACCGUCUAUGCGGGGUGCCAGCGGCCCCUCUGCCCCCUCUGCCCCCUCCCACUCAGAGACUUUUAUUUUGAAAUGUUUCUUGUUUGAAUUAGAACAGCCCGCAUGUUUAACUUGAGUGCAUCGUGUUUUGUACGAUAAUGUAAGACUUUGUCAGACUAAACUGUAUACAGAAAGGUGAUUCAAAGUCCUCAUGUGUUUAUGGUAACAUGUUUGUUUGAAUAAACUCCAGGAAAAGAGA
This is a messenger RNA of Notolabrus celidotus (New Zealand spotty), 1824 nucleotides long. RefSeq names its product paired-like homeodomain 1 (gene pitx1). Gene Ontology annotation, cellular component: nucleus. The coding region runs from base 186 to 1121 and encodes 311 amino acids. The record is from RefSeq and is a predicted model, not a curated record. Gene Ontology annotation, biological process: regulation of transcription by RNA polymerase II; anatomical structure morphogenesis. The transcript has 4 exons. Gene Ontology annotation, molecular function: RNA polymerase II cis-regulatory region sequence-specific DNA binding; DNA-binding transcription factor activity, RNA polymerase II-specific. NCBI's taxonomy places the organism in Eukaryota, Metazoa, Chordata, Actinopteri, Labriformes, Labridae.